AUGUUCCUAUUACGCUCAAAAAAGCAUGAAACAGUAUUUAAAAAGACGCCAUACGAACAAGCGGCUCUCAUUAAGAGGCUAAAUUAUGAAGAAGAGAGAAAGUACCGCGAGCAGCUGGUGCAAUUGGACGAAGAAUGCAUGGCCCGAAACCGGUACUCCAACAUCCUGCCCUACGAGGCAAAUCGAGUGCACUUGGAGCACUGGGGUCUCGAUUGUGACUACAUCAAUGCCUCGUACAUUCAAUUUGAUGGCCAGAACGCCUUCAUUGCUACUCAGGGGCCGACUAUGGCUACGGUAGAGCUAUUUUGGAUGAUGGUGUGGCAAUCCGUUCGAGAGAAGGGCAUCAUUGUCAUGUUGACAAGAUUAGAGGAGAAGGGACGCCUGAAAUGUGACGAGUACUGGCCAUCCAAACCCAUGGAGACUCUGAAAAUGAAGUCCCUGAGCGUAAAACUGAUGAGAACGUAUUUCAUUGAUGAUAUGAAUCGACACGUUGUGCACGAAUUCCUCUUGCAAUGCGGCGGGAAGAAAAAAAUCGUGCACCACAUCUACUACUUUGCAUGGCCAGACUUUUCAGCUCCUGAAAUGGAUUCAUUUCUAAACAUUUUGCAGUUUGUGCGCGAGUUGUUGCAGCUGCCCGCGUUCAAAGGAUCUCCGGUGAUUGUUCACUGUUCGGCCGGCUGCGGUCGUACGGGGACGUUUAUGGCACUGUUUCGCAUUCUGAAUCUGCUCGAGAAGAAUCAUUUUGAACUUGCAAGCGAUCCCAUUCCCGAGAUCGUUUCGGAAUUACGAUCCCAGCGAAUGCAAAGCGUUCAAUCUUUGCAGCAGCUUGAGUUUCUUUACUAUGUGAGUGCCAAAGUGUCUGUGCAUCAUCGACUGCCCCGAGUCGUCAUUACGACUCGGGGAACGCAUGGGGAUGAUUUCUCUGAUGACAUAAAGAAUGUCUCAUCACAAAGCGUUUCCCUCAUCAAAAGAAAGCCCUAG
Messenger RNA from Schizosaccharomyces japonicus yFS275, 981 nucleotides. Its product is annotated as protein-tyrosine phosphatase Pyp3. The coding region runs from base 1 to 981 and encodes 326 amino acids. Gene Ontology annotation, biological process: positive regulation of G2/M transition of mitotic cell cycle. Lineage: Eukaryota; Fungi; Ascomycota; Schizosaccharomycetes; Schizosaccharomycetales; Schizosaccharomycetaceae. Gene Ontology annotation, molecular function: catalytic activity, acting on a protein; hydrolase activity; protein tyrosine phosphatase activity. The record is from RefSeq and is a predicted model, not a curated record. The transcript has 2 exons.